UCGUGUAUUGUUCGCGUCUUCGGCAGCAGCAGCAGGCAGUAGUCGUGAAUUAACUGUACUCUGCCACAGAGAGUCACAACGCCUUGUUUCCCAUACAAGAAAUAAAAAGCAACCAGUAAACAUGGAUCAGAUCAAGAAAUUCCUCGAGCCUGGCAAACAGUUCUCCAAAGACAGCAUUCGUCUUGUCAAGAGGUGCACCAAGCCCGAUCGCAAGGAAUUCCAGAAAAUUGCCAUUGCCACUGCUAUCGGCUUCUGCAUAAUGGGCUUCAUUGGUUUCUUUGUCAAACUCAUUCACAUUCCCAUCAACAAUAUCAUUGUAGGAUCAUAAGAAUUAAAGAUCAAGGAAAUGAAAAGCAGGUCUAAAAAGAUGUAUUGGUUUCCAUGAAACUGUGUUCUCUUCACACAACAUGAUAAAAACAAUUUUAUAGAACUCUUAUCUUUCUACAAACAUUCUGAAUUAUUUAAUUAUAACAAUUAUUAGAAGAACAUAUAUACUUCAAUGAAUAGACAUGAAUAUUUUCCAGAAUAUAUUUAUUAUAAUAUGUAAAUAUAAAAUUUUCUUAAGUAAAUAGUAUUGAUUUAAAA
Trichogramma pretiosum is the source of this 585-nucleotide messenger RNA. Its product is annotated as protein transport protein Sec61 subunit gamma. Bases 122 to 328 code for a protein of 68 amino acids. The transcript has 3 exons. Gene Ontology annotation, molecular function: transmembrane protein transporter activity. The record is from RefSeq and is a predicted model, not a curated record. Lineage: Eukaryota; Metazoa; Arthropoda; Insecta; Hymenoptera; Trichogrammatidae. Gene Ontology annotation, cellular component: membrane; Ssh1 translocon complex. Gene Ontology annotation, biological process: protein targeting; post-translational protein targeting to membrane, translocation.